UUGCACUCUUGAUUAAUUCGUUUUUUUUGUUUUUUUUUUUUGUUCCAACCCACCUUCAGUGUGACACCUCCCGCAAUCGUGAAAUGGAUUUGGUGUGAUAGAAAAUGGAACAAUUGAGAGCGUCCAUCCAUUUCAGAAAGUUCAUGUCCUCAUUAGAGUCGCAUGAGCUGGGAUCCGUCCCAGUGGACUUUGGGUGAGAGAGAGAGAGGACAGCCUAUCGCAGGCAAACUCUCUUCUGAUGGAAUGCCGUCAGCGCCUUCUGAAGCCCCCGCGCGCGCUGGCCUGGUUGGCGCUCUUGACGGCCGCCGUGACCUUGGCGCUCCGUUCCGCCUUCUCGCCAGCGCCUCUUCCGCUGGCCACCUGCCACCUUGUGUCCCCGCUUCUGGUUGGGCCCAGCCCCGUCAAUCUCUCCUCGUCACCUCCGUCUUUGAAGGAGAUCAGAAAGAGGAGCGCGGCGGUGUCGCCGGGCGGACUCUACCGUCCGCCGGACUGCAACGCUCGGCACCACGCCGCCAUCGUGGUGCCGUACCGGAAGCGGCCGACGCACCUCCGCGCUCUCCUCGACCACCUCCAUCCUUUGCUGCAGAGGCAACAAAUCCACUACAGGAUCUACGUCGUGGAGCAGUCGGGGAGCGGCACCUUCAACAAAGGCAAACUGCUGAACGCCGGCGUACGGGAAGUCGUCCGAGACGAAGACUGGAGCUGCCUCAUCAUCCACGAUGUGGACCUGCUGGCCGAGAACGACCUCAAUACUUACGCCUGCGACGCGUGCAACCCCAGGCACCUGGCCGUGGCCAUCGACAAGUUUGAGUACAGGCUGCCCUACCCGCAAUAUUUUGGCGGUGUUGUCGCAGUGACUCCGGACCAGUACAGGAAGAUGAACGGCUUCUCCAACCAGUACUGGGGCUGGGGCCGAGAGGAUGAUGAUUUGUGGAAAAGCAGAGUGGCUCUGUCUGGCAUGAAGGUCGUGCGCCCCCCAGUGGCCAUUGGUCGUUACAAAAUGAUCAAGCAUCAACGAGACCGCGGCAAUGAGGAAAAUCCAUACAACUUUGAGGUCCUGAACAGAACCGAACUGACCUGGCACUCGGACGGCCUCAACUCUGUGACUUACGAACUCCUCUCCAAAGAGCGGGCGGCUUUCUACACACACCUCAUCAUCAGUGUGGGAGAAAACCCCCGGCCGCGGCUUCAGGAGGAAACCGCAACCGUGAGGGCGGCGGUUGCCUUAAAAAAAAGGCACUUGAAGAACUGAUCACUUGAUUUGAAAAGGACUCCUAAGUUCUCGAGG
Molecule: messenger RNA, 1288 nt
Organism: Hippocampus comes (tiger tail seahorse)
Lineage: Eukaryota; Metazoa; Chordata; Actinopteri; Syngnathiformes; Syngnathidae
Product: beta-1,4-galactosyltransferase 3-like
Exons: 7
Coding region: 239-1252 (337 amino acids)
Biological process (GO): carbohydrate metabolic process; galactosylceramide biosynthetic process
Cellular component (GO): Golgi apparatus
Molecular function (GO): galactosyltransferase activity
Source: RefSeq, a predicted model, not a curated record